Glycine soja is the source of this 3577-nucleotide messenger RNA. RefSeq names its product putative leucine-rich repeat receptor-like serine/threonine-protein kinase At2g24130. Gene Ontology annotation, molecular function: ATP binding; protein kinase activity; protein binding. Gene Ontology annotation, biological process: hormone-mediated signaling pathway; protein phosphorylation. The transcript is spliced from 2 exons. The record is from RefSeq and is a predicted model, not a curated record. Lineage: Eukaryota; Viridiplantae; Streptophyta; Magnoliopsida; Fabales; Fabaceae. Gene Ontology annotation, cellular component: plasma membrane. Bases 426 to 3386 code for a protein of 986 amino acids.
CAAUUUAAAAUGUCCACUGGGACUAUGUAUGUAUGUGAGUGCGCCUCUGUUGAAAGCAUCAGCAAAGAUUGCUAGCUGCGUUGGAUAUGUCAUGCGCAAAAUGUCAUGUCCUUGUUCAUCCAUUAAUUAGUACCGAUACCCAGCCGGCACCAAUUGAGUUGAGAAUCUACUCAUCACCUAAUUAAUUUAUUUUCUUCCCCAAAUCAUCAUCACAUCUACUCAAAGUUUUCCAUGAUACAAGCAAGCAUUUCCCACCUUGACUCACCACACUGCGUGAUGUCAAAAAUAACCGAGGCUGAGUUGUAGUAUUCUCAUUCUCAACGCCCCAAAUGGGUGGCAGUAACACACUGGGGGGGGAAGAAUCAUCUGAUACAAAAAGUGUUAUAUUAUUAUUACUAGCAAGUGUUUACGACCAAUAAUACAACAUGGUUUUCUUACAAACCCUGUUGUUCUUCCUUUUACUUGUUGUAACAACAUUUGGUCAGUCCAUAACUCCAAGGCGGCACCAUCCCCACCCUUCUCAUUCUUUGCUCACAGAUAAAGCUGCCCUUCUGGAAUUCAGAAAAACAAUCAUAUCAGACCCGCAUUCCUCACUUGCUAACUGGGAUGAAGCUGUUCAUGUGUGCAACUUCACGGGUGUUGUAUGUGACAAAUUCCAUAACCGUGUCACACGACUAAUCCUGUACGAUAAAGGUCUAGUGGGGCUGCUUUCACCCGUUCUUUCCAAUCUCACUGGACUGCACUACCUUGAGAUUGUUCGCAGUCACUUAUUUGGCAUUAUUCCACCUGAAUUUUCCAACCUCAGACGCCUUCACAGCAUCACUCUCGAGGGGAACAAUUUGCAUGGCUCAAUACCAGAGUCCUUUUCCAUGCUUUCCAAGCUUUACUUUUUUAUCAUUAAGGAAAAUAACAUAUCAGGUUCACUUCCUCCAUCUCUCUUUUCCAACUGCACUCUGCUAGACGUUGUGGACUUUUCUAGCAACUCAUUAACUGGCCAAAUCCCAGAAGAGAUUGGAAACUGCAAAAGCCUGUGGAGUAUCAGUUUAUACGAUAAUCAAUUUACUGGGCAACUUCCUCUCUCGCUGACCAAUCUAACGCUUCAAAAUUUAGACGUGGAGUACAAUUAUCUGUUUGGUGAAUUGCCUACAAAGUUUGUAAGCAGCUGGCCAAAUCUUCUUUACCUUCAUUUAUCAUACAACAAUAUGAUAAGCCAUGAUAACAACACCAAUCUUGAUCCAUUUUUCACUGCUCUCAGAAACAACAGUAAUCUAGAGGAGCUUGAAUUGGCAGGAAUGGGCCUUGGGGGAAGGUUCACGUACACUGUCGCCGGCCAACUCACCAGUCUAAGAACCCUGCUCCUGCAAGAAAACCAAAUUUUUGGAUCAAUUCCUCGUAGCUUAGCAAACCUUUCAAGGCUUUUCAUUCUGAAUUUAACAUCCAAUCUUCUAAAUGGGACUAUAUCCUCUGAUAUCUUCUUUAGCUUGCCAAAGUUGGAACAACUUUCCUUAUCACACAACCUUUUCAAAACUCCAAUUCCAGAAGCAAUAGGCAAGUGUCUUGAUCUGGGUCUACUGGACCUGUCAUACAAUCAAUUCUCAGGUAGGAUUCCAGACAGUUUGGGAAAUUUGGUUGGACUAAAUUCUUUGUUUCUCAACAAUAACCUUCUCUCAGGAACAAUACCUCCCACAUUGGGACGGUGUACUAAUCUGUACAGGCUUGACUUGUCCCAUAAUAGAUUAACAGGAAGCAUACCACUGGAACUGGCAGGCUUGCAUGAGAUCAGAAUUUUCAUAAAUGUCUCUCAUAACCACCUUGAAGGUCCUCUUCCAAUUGAGCUCAGCAAAUUAGCGAAGGUUCAGGAGAUAGAUCUUUCAUCCAAUUACCUAACUGGAAGUAUCUUCCCUCAGAUGGCAGGAUGCAUUGCUGUUUCAAUGAUUAACUUUUCAAACAAUUUUCUUCAAGGUGAGCUCCCACAGUCCCUUGGUGAUCUGAAGAACCUCGAAUCUUUUGAUGUUUCAAGAAACCAGUUAUCUGGAUUGAUACCAGCAACACUUGGUAAAAUUGACACACUCACUUUUCUCAAUUUAUCAUUUAACAAUCUGGAAGGAAAGAUUCCAUCUGGUGGCAUCUUUAAUUCAGUUUCAACCUUGUCAUUCUUAGGAAAUCCACAACUUUGUGGGACAAUUGCAGGCAUAUCCUUGUGCUCUCAAAGAAGAAAAUGGUUUCACACUCGUUCGUUGUUGAUUAUAUUCAUUUUGGUCAUCUUCAUAUCAACAUUGUUGUCAAUAAUUUGCUGUGUAAUUGGAUGCAAGCGUCUUAAAGUAAUCAUCAGCUCUCAGAGGACAGAGGCAAGCAAAAAUGCAACUAGACCUGAGUUGAUUAGUAACUUCCCAAGAAUCACGUAUAAGGAACUUUCAGAUGCCACUGGAGGAUUUGACAAUCAGAGACUUGUUGGAUCAGGUAGUUAUGGACAUGUCUACAGGGGUGUUCUCACGGAUGGGACACCAAUAGCAGUCAAGGUGCUGCAUUUGCAAUCUGGAAAUUCUACCAAGAGCUUUAACAGAGAAUGUCAAGUUUUGAAGAGAAUUAGACACAGAAAUCUGAUAAGGAUUAUCACAGCAUGUAGCCUACCUGAUUUUAAGGCUCUUGUUCUACCAUACAUGGCCAAUGGGAGCUUGGAGAGCCGCCUCUACCCUUCUUGCGGAUCAUCAGACUUGAGUAUUGUCCAGAGGGUGAAUAUUUGCAGUGAUGUAGCUGAAGGGAUGGCCUAUUUGCAUCACCAUUCUCCUGUUAGAGUCAUACAUUGUGAUCUUAAACCAAGCAAUAUUCUUCUCAAUGAUGACAUGACAGCUCUCGUUUCUGAUUUUGGGGUUGCAAGGCUAAUUAUGAGUGUUGGAGGUGGGGCUAUUGAUAACAUGGGCAACUCUAGUGCAAAUUUGUUCUGUGGAUCCAUUGGAUACAUUGCACCAGAAUAUGGAUUUGGAUCCAAUACAUCUACCAAAGGAGAUGUCUAUAGCUUUGGCAUUCUAGUUCUCGAGAUGGUGACUAGAAGAAGACCAACAGAUGACAUGUUUGUUGGUGGGUUAAGUCUGCACCAAUGGGUAAAGAUUCAUUUUCAUGGAAGGGUAGAAAAGGUGAUAGAUUCUGCUUUGGUGACAGCCUCAAUAGAUCAAUCCCGAGAGGUUAGAAAGAUGUGGGAAGCUGCUAUUGUCGAGUUAAUUGAGUUGGGGCUUCUUUGCACACAGGAGUCACCUUCGACAAGACCAACCAUGCUUGAUGCAGCAGAUGACUUAAAUCGUCUCAAGAGAUACCUUAAUGGGGACACAACAGGAACUUUUGCCUCAUCACUUGGAAUUUCAUCUUCCACUGUAGGUGGUGACUGGUGAUUCAUAUUCUUUCAGCAUCAGUUGUCUCAUACUUCUGUUGAGCCCAAUGGCAGAUCCAAUCUAUAACCACAGAAGGAUCAAUUGAAAAUUUACAUGAUGUAUGAUCAGAUAACAAACAACUUUGUUAUUUAUUGCAUAGCAUGGCAUGUCUUUUGCCGUAAGCCUAUAAUAAACAUUAAAUCAUUACACCA